CUCUUUCCCUCCCAAAUCCCGCGCUUCAAAAUAAGGAAACGAGAUUUCUUCUCCCCCUGAAAAAUCCCCCCAAUGGCAAUGGAGAGCAGCGUGGAGAGUGCGGCGGCGGCGGCGGCGGCGGCUGUGGCUUUGGGCGGUGGAGGGUACUGCUGCGGCGGGUGGGAGACGCCGAAGCGGGAGGAGUGCCGCAUCCCGGCGACGCUCCCCUGCCCCGCGGCGCCGAGGAAGGCCGUGCCGGACCUGGGGAAGCGGCGGACCCCGCCCAAGAACGGCUACUUCCAGCCGCCGGACCUGGAGGCGCUCUUCACGCUCGCGCCGCGCCGCCAGGCCUCCACCUGCGCGUGACUUCGCCCCGUUCGUCGCGGCGGGCGGAGAGGAGCUAUUUUGGGAGCUGUAGAUACUUCGCCGGUUUCUCCUCUGUUGUACUCUAGGAUUUAGUAGCGGGCAGAUAGGGAUCGGUAGGAGGGUUUUAGGGAGUAGUAGGUAGGUAGGUGGUGGAUGCUUGAGAUGAGAGCUCGUAAGCAUACUAUUUUGUAUUGGUUCAGAUGAUGAAAUCCUCAUAUGUUUCUUGCCUACCCUGUUCUCUGAA
Messenger RNA from Panicum virgatum (switchgrass), 589 nucleotides. Its product is annotated as cyclin-dependent protein kinase inhibitor SMR4-like. The coding region runs from base 73 to 345 and encodes 90 amino acids. NCBI's taxonomy places the organism in Eukaryota, Viridiplantae, Streptophyta, Magnoliopsida, Poales, Poaceae. Gene Ontology annotation, biological process: regulation of DNA endoreduplication. The transcript has a single exon. The record is from RefSeq and is a predicted model, not a curated record.